Molecule: messenger RNA, 2534 nt
Organism: Belonocnema kinseyi
Lineage: Eukaryota; Metazoa; Arthropoda; Insecta; Hymenoptera; Cynipidae
Gene: prtp
Product: thioredoxin domain-containing protein 5 homolog
Exons: 5
Coding region: 353-1525 (390 amino acids)
Biological process (GO): protein folding
Cellular component (GO): endoplasmic reticulum
Molecular function (GO): protein disulfide isomerase activity
Source: RefSeq, a predicted model, not a curated record
UUCACGUCCCACAGAAACUUACCUGAACUGACCGGGCUGUUCUUGCAGUUCAUAUGGGUCCGUGUUUUCGAUCUGUAAACUACAAAAUAGGAUAUUGUAAAAGGACUUUCGUCUACAAUUAAAUAACCUAUAUAUAAAGUUUAUUGGUUAGUGUAUAUAUUAUUUAGUUAAUUGUGAAAUAUCGCUAGUGGCAUUUUUAACCCUUAAUAUAAAUUUUGUAUAAACUAACCUCACAAGCUUGGGUUUUGCCGAGCGAUUAUCACCUGGGGUUGCCCUUGUUCUCGAUUUUUGUAUACGUAUCGUUGAGUUUUGAAAUUUUUCUGCAUUUAUCGCGAAAGCUUAGAAAUCAAUAAUGUUUCGAAAAGGCGGUUUUUUCUUCCUGCUAGCCAUUAUUCAUUGUGGACUUGCUCAUGAAGAAGAUGUUCAUACUCUUCAAUUCACCGAAGAUACAUUCAAGGAUGCCAUCGAAAAGAAAAAUCAUUUUAUUAUGUUUUACGCACCUUGGUGUGGCCAUUGCCAAAGACUGGGUCCCAUAUGGGAACAACUUGCCGAAAUGUUAAACGAGGACGAGGAUAGUCGAAUUCGCAUUGGAAAAGUCGAUUGUACGACUGACAAUGCGAUUUGCUCUGAACACGACGUGACCGGAUACCCAACGCUCAAAUUCUUCAAGGCUGGAGAAAGCCAAGGUACGAAAUUCCGAGGAACUCGCGACUUACCAUCUUUAACUUCGUUCAUCAAUGAACAACUUGGCAGCAUUCCUUCGGAAGAAGAAAAUGAAGAAGUUGCACCUUCAAUACCAGAGGCUGUGAAUGGACUGAUAGAAUUAACGGAAGACACAUUCGAUAAACAUGUGUCAUCUGGUCAUCAUUUCGUAAAGUUUUACGCGCCCUGGUGUGGUCACUGUCAGAAAUUAGCCCCAACCUGGGACGAACUUGCGAAUAGUCUUCGCCACGACAAAUCAGUCAGUAUCGCCAAGGUUGAUUGUACGCAGCAUCGCGCAGUUUGUGGACAGUUCGAUAUCAAGGGCUAUCCCACUUUACUUUGGAUUGAAGACGGAAAGAAGAUGGACAAAUACACUGGACAAAGGGCGCACGAAGACUUGAAAGCCUACGUUGCCACAAUGCUUGGCAAAAGUGCAGAAAGUGGUGACAGUAAAGAAGAUGUUGGCGACGGAGCAGUUCUUCCGGUUUCGACUUUAACUGGAGAUAAUUUCCAACAUGGCGUCGAAAAGGGAAUCUCUUUCGUCAAGUUCUUUGCACCCUGGUGCGGCCACUGCAAACGUUUAGCUCCCACUUGGGAUGAUCUCGGUAAGAAGUUUUUGACCAAGGAAUCCGUUCGUAUCGCUAAAGUCGACUGCACUGUUGAGGCGAGCAAAGAACUUUGCAACGAACAGGAAGUUGAUGGUUUCCCAACAUUGCUAUUGUAUCGUGAGGGGAAAAAGGUGUCCGAAUAUAACGGAUCUCGUACUCUGGAUGACCUCUAUGAAUUUGUCAUGAACCACUUGAAAUCUCACGACGAACUGUGAUUACCUGCAAUCGUUACUUUAACGGAUUUUAUUGUACAAAGUCAUUUACGAGAAUUAUUAUUUCACCCUGUGGCUAUCUUUAUUUAACAGUGAAAAAACAACAGAAAGUGUGAAUCUUUUGAUUGCUUUUUUGUUUGAUUGUUAUGCUAAAUAAUAAACCUAUUCAUAGAGCGAGGAUAAUCUGGUGAAAUACAAGUAAUAAGAUCUUCCAUAAACGUUUUUAAACAUAAAAUUGAUGAACUUUGAAAUCAUCGCAAAUACGCUGAAUGCUUUUUUAGGAUCUCUUUUUUUAUUUUGAUACAAUUCUUAACUUCAAUAGCAUAAUAAAAGACCAAGUUUCGUAAUCUGUUUUUAGAAUUGUAGUAUUUUUAUCAAUUAUUUUUUUUUAUGCAAAUCAAUUUUAGGCACAGUUUUAAUAAGUGAUUUGUCAUCCAGUACUUACAGAAUUGCAUUUAAAUUUGGUUUCAGCAUCAAAUGAAGCUAGCGAAGUAAUUUUUUGUUGUUACAAAUUCUUUUUCCAUUUUAUACUGUCUUUAUUAGCAGUUUGAGUAUAUACAAAUAUUGAGUCGUAGUGUAAAUUUAAAAGUAAAUCUGGCAUUCUUUCAAUUUGUGUUACAUGUCGAAAGACAUCAAGAAAACAGAAAAUACUUUUCAGAAACUAUUCAAUGACAUUUCAUCUUCUUAAAGCAAACUACACUAAGUUAAUUUGCCAUGAUACUGUCGUCCAGAUGAAGACUGUAGAUAGCAACUUUUUUCAUCAGGGCGGCAAAAUAAACCAAAAAUUAAAGACAGACAAAGUGAUUACAUAUAUAUUCGUGAUACAUUUAUACAUUGAUUUCAUGUACAAGAAAAAACAUACAUUUUUAGUAGGUAUGUACAAUAAUCGCAUAAUUAUAUUACUUCGUCGAAAUACAGGUCACACAUACUGAUACGUCUGAAACUGUAACUAUAUUUCAUACUUUGAAUUGUUCUCACCUAAAGUUUCAAUAAAAACCUUUUUCUUGGCAAA